AUGGCCGCCGACGAACGAGACCUCGACCAAAUCCGGAGAUGGAACUCCAAAGCGUUUGAAGCAAUUGAAAACAAAUGUGUGCAUACACUUAUCGCGGAGAAGGCCUCAGAACAUCCGGCCAAGAUCGCGAUCGACGCUUGGGAUGGAAAACUAACGUACCGUGAGCUCGAGGACUUGUCAUCGAGAGUCGCAUACGUCUUGUAUGCACGAGGUUUCCGGCCGGGAGAAAGUCCGUCUGUACUUCCGCUUUGCUUUGAGAAGUCAAAAUGGACAAGCAUCGCUAUGUUGGGAGCCAUGAAGGCUGGAGGGAUAUGCGUUGCUCUUGACAUUAGUCAGCCAAGCAAGCGGCUAAGGUCCAUUGUCGAGCAGACCCGAGCUCGGUGGGUUAUAUGCACGACUGCCACUCUAUCCAUCGCAAAGGCUUGCUCCGAAUCGAAUGAGACCAUCGUGGACCUCGAACAGGCGUUGCGAGAAGACAGCAAGGAAACGACGCUUCCACACGUGUCUCCCACACAAACAGUCUUUGUCACAUUCACAUCCGGAAGUACCGGUAGGCCCAAAGGAGCAUGCAUAUCUCACGCCAACGUCGCGGCUGCCGUACAUUAUCAGGGUGAUCUCCUGGGCUUCCGCGAUGCUCGAGUUCUGGAUUUUGCACCAUACUCAUUCGAUGUGGCAUGGUCGAACGUGCUGCACACCUUGUGCGCCGGAAGCUGCUUGUGCGUUCCCCGCGCGAAUGACAUGCUGAAUGAUGUAGGGAGGUGCAUCGACGUCUAUGAGGCGACAUUGAUCAACAUCACCCCAACGAUGCUGCGAACGCUGGAGAAGAAGCCCGCAAGCCUGCAGACUAUCCUCCUGAGUGGUGAGCCGCCGAGUCCAGAUCUGUUGUCCAAGUGGGCAGGGCAGGUCGACCUGAAGAACACAUAUGGUCCUGCCGAGUGCACGUUCAAAAGCACGUUUGCGGACGUUCACCCAGAUUCCGACUUCAUACCGGCGUCUCGAAGACUCGGGACGGCAUACGGAGCGAAGACUUGGAUCGUCAAUGCGGAAGACCAAAGCCAUCUCGUUCGCAUUGGCGAGGUAGGCGAAUUGUGGCUCGAAGGACCGCUCGUGGGUCAGGGGUAUCUGCAUGAUGCCGAGAGGACAUCGACUGCAUUUGUCAACAGUCCAUCGUGGUCGCCAAGGAGCGCUGGUGGCCUAACUAGCCGCUUGUAUCGCACCGGAGACCUCGUCCGCUACGAGAAAGACGGAUCGCUUGUCUUCGUGGGACGAAAGGACCGGCAGGUCAAGAUCCAAGGCUGUCGAGUAGAACUCGGCGAAGUGGAAUUCCAUAUCCGCCAAUGUCUGGCGUGCGACGCAAGUGUCGAGAUAGUGGUGGAAGCAGUGGUUUGCAAGGCAGGCGACGCUGCGAGUCUGCUGGCGUUCCUGACUACUAGCGAUUCGUCGCAACUUUCUCAGAAGCUUGCCAAAGUCCUCCCGUCGUACAUGAUUCCCACGGCAUUCGUCUUCAUCCCGGGUCAUCUGCCUCGAACGGGCACUGGAAAGACUGAUCGCCUGCGGUUGCGAGAGAUAGGGAGCUCCCUCAGCCUCAGAGAAUUGGCCGUGCUGAAUCGAGGUCGAAUCUGCCAGCGAUCAAUAUCGUCAACUCUCGAGAAUCGAUUGCGGCAAUGUUGGGCAAAGACAUUGAGCAUCAAUGACGACGACAUCGGAUCAGACGACAGCUUCUUCCACCUCGGCGGCGACUCAAUACGCGCCGUCAGACUUGUAGGCGCCGCCAGAGAAGAAGGCCUUGCCUUUGGCGUUGCAGAUAUAUUCAAGAACCCAAAGCUGUGCGACCUUGCCGAGGUAGUGCGUCAGGAUGCAGUGGCAGAAAUAGACAGCGUGGAGCCCUUCUCGCUCCUCCAGAGCCUCGAUCGGAUCCGCAUACCAGAGCUUGCGGCUGCAGCUUGCGGGACCAAAGCUUCGGAAAUCGAGGACGUCUUUCCAUGCACGCCAUUCCAAGCAGGACUGUUUGCCCUCGGCGUCCAGCGUCCGGGAGCAUACGUCUCAGUACGACGAUUCGUGCUACCGUCCGAUAUCGACAUAGACCGGUUCCGGAGGGCCUGGGAGACGGUCAUCAAUGCCGCCUCGAUUCUGCGUACCCGAAUGGUUCAUCUCGAGGGUGAAGGAAUGGUCCAGGUAGUGCUGCGGCAUCAGAUCCAAGAAUGGGAGGGUACGGAAGACCUAGACAUGAUCGAUGUACGAAAUCGCAUGCGUCCUGGCGCACCACUGGUACGCUUCUCCAUCGUUCCUCGUGGGAACAAGCACAUCUUCUCAUGGACCAUGCACCACGUAUUACUCGACGGAUUUUCCAGGUCGAUCGUCAUGUCGAUGGUAACAACCGCCUACACGGGAGGCCUUGUAGAUUCGCCACCACCAUUCCAGCGCUUUGUCAAACAUGUCGCCGAAUUGAACGUCAGCGAAGCCUCCCAGGCAUGGAACAACCACUUCUCCAGCAGCAGCGCUUCAGUCUUCCCCGACCUGCCCUCGCUUACCCACAAGCCUGAAUCCUCCGCAGUCAUCACUCACACCGUAAAAGACCUGCACUGGCCUGCUGGCGAUAACAUCACGCCGGCGACUCUCGUGUCCACAGCAUGGGCAAUCCUGAUGGCCAAGUACACAUCCUCUUCCGAUGUCGUCAUCGGCACGAUCGCAGCAGGACGAGAUGCCGGAGUUCCGGGCGUCGAGCACAUGGCCGGACCAACAGCUGCAACGAUUCCAGUGCGGAUCGUUGUCCAUCGUGGCGAAGAGACGGUGCAAGAAUUGCUCACUCGCACGCAAGAACAACGACUUACUAUGCAGCAAUUCGAACAAUUCGGCCUGCCACAGAUCCGUCGAGUGAGCCCCGAAGCGGACCUGGCGUGCAACUUCCAGACAUUGAUGGUCGUCCAUCCGGUGGAAACAUGCGAGCCAUGUCCACUAUUCCAGGAUGUGCUUGACGAAGGCCGGGGAGCAGCUCUGAAUGAUGCAGCGAGCACGUACGCUCUCAUGUUGGCCUUCCAAUUGCAGCCGACCGGCGUGCAUAUCACCAUCAACUUCGACCCAGCGGUGCUCGACUCCUCAAGCGUAAAGAGCUUACAAGGACAGUUCGAGGCGGUACUGCGCCAAUUGUGCUCCAAAGCCGACCGCAACAAAAGCGUCGCAAGCAUUUCCACCCUCUCCAGCUCCGACUUGAAAGAUAUCCAGACCUGGAAUGCGCAUGUGCCGGAGCCAGUUCCUAACCUCGUACACGACCUUCUGAGCCAGACGAUCCAGCAAGAUCCCGAUGCGACCGCCAUCCACGCCUGGGACGGCGACCUGACAUACGGUCAACUGGACGACUUGUCGACACGAGCAGCUCAAGCUCUGAUGAGUGUGGUCGCAGUGCAGCCCAACGACAUCAUCCCUAUCUGCUCAGGGAAAUCCCUCUGGACCAGUGUGGCUGUGCUCGCGGUAAUGAAAGCCGGGGCAGCAUCGCUGACGUUGGACGUCUCCCAGCCGCAACAGAGACUGCGCAAGAUUGUCGCACAAGUAACACCAAAAGUGAUACUAGCAUCUCCGACGUAUCGUAAGGUCGCCCAAAGCUUGGUCGCGGACACGGAAGUCAUCGGUUUGGACACUUUGCUCCAGAAGCGUUCAGCCUCGGAGCAAGUCGGUCCAACCUCCACCAAGCCGAGCGAUGCAUUAUUCGUGGUCUUCACUUCCGGCAGCACCGGCACACCAAAAGGCAUCGUCAUCUCGCACGAGAACUUCAGCAGUGCGCUUGUCCAUCAGAACAAACGUCUCGGGUUCAAUCGCAAAAGGAGGGUAUUCGACUUCGCUUCGUACGCAUUCGAUGCGUCAUACUACAGCUUACUUCACACCUUGUACUCGGGUGGAUGUCUCUGCGUGCCGUCAGAGGACGACCGUCUCAACGACUUGUCGGGCAGUAUUUGUCGGCUCGAGGCAAACUUUGCAACCCUCACGCCGAAAUUGGCUGCGGUGCUGGUUGAGGAUGCACUCCGCGUGCUUGAUCUGGUCGAGCUAUGUGGCGAGACGGCUGAUGUGGAUGUUGUCGCUCGUCUAAGGAGACAGACCUCCGUGCGCUUUGCCUACGGACCUGCCGAAUGUACAGUGUUGACGACCGUAUCUGCUGGAGAUGCGGCUGGGUCGGCGAUUGGCCGCGGAGUCGGCGUGUGCUGUUGGGUCGUCGACUCGAGCAACCCAGAUCUGCUGGCUCCCGUAGGCUGUGCUGGCGAAUUGUGGAUCGAGGGUCCAUUGGUAGGAAAAGGCUACCUUGCAGACAACGAAAAGACCGCAGCUGCCUUCAUCGAAGACCCAAUUUGGCUUUCCCAGGCAGUCGGCAGAAAAGGAAGAGUAUACCGUACCGGCGAUCUAGUCCGAUACGCUCCCGAUGGUAGCCUCCACUUCAUCGGCAGAAACGAUUCUCAAAUCAAGAUCAGAGGACAGCGAGUCGAGCUGACCGAGGUGGCGUACCAAGUGCAGCAACACUUGAGUGCAGCAUCCCCCAUUGACAGGCUAAGCGUCACCGUACUGGCAGAAGUGGACAAAGCAUCCUCGACGCUGGUUGCGUUCGUCGUCCCACCGGACGGCCCUUCCAUGACAGCACAGGAGCUGAAGAAGUCCGUCGAGCUGCUUACAGCAGACACACAACAGCGCCUCAGCUCGGCGAUGCCUUCAUACAUGAUCCCAUCGUCGUUCAUACCGCUCCACAAGGUUGCCCUAACAGCGACCGGCAAGAUUGACAGACAGCAUUUGCGCAUACUCGCUCGACAAUCCCGAACGGAAGCAUCCCAUUCUGCCCCUUCGACGAUUUUAGGCAAACAGCUCAGCGAGACCGAACUGUACUUGCGGUCCCUUUGGGCGCGAGUAUUGAAGAUCUCUGACCAUAAAAUCAACCAAAAUACUCCAUUCUGGAGCGUAGGAGAUUCCAUCACCGCCAUGUCGCUCACUGUCGCGAUCCGCAAAGAGUUUGGGGUUGAUCUGAAACUCUCGUCAUUGGCCAGGCAUCAAACCACGUUGGGGAGCUUGAGCAGAAUGAUCGAAGAGGCCACAGUCGCGACCAGUGCGGUAGAGGAAUCGUCCGCUCACGCUGACCUCGAAGAGAUGCUUCGGCACUUGGACCUCUCCGCUUCGACUGCACCCGUUCUUGCUCCGUCAGCUCCAGUAAGAAGCGAGGUGGCAUUCCUGACCGGAGGAACAGGAUAUCUGGGCAUCCAAAUACUGCAUGAUCUCCUCUCGAGCAACCGCUUCGAAAAGGUCGUGGUCCUAGUCCGCGCGCACAACGCAGACGCUGGUCUGACUUGUGUCAAGCGCGCUGCGGAAGCUGCUGGGUGGUGGCAGGACUCCGCUGCCCAGUCCAUCGAAGUCUGGUGCGGAGACCUCUCGAAGCCUCGCCUGGGGCUAGAAACUCCCCAUUGGAACCGGCUAGCAGGCACCUCACCCUCUCUGGACCCGAUCAACAUCGUAAUCCACUGCGGCGCCUCUGUCCACUGGACCUCAUCCUACGAAACGCUCAAACCCGUCAACGUCUCCUCGACCUUCCAGCUCCUGACUUCAGCCUUACAAUCUCCUCAUCUGCGACGUUUCGUAUACAUAUCCGGCGGGCGGAAUCCUCAAGGUCCUGAACAUCUGAAUCCAGAAGAUGAAGUGAGCGGUUACGUUCGGAGCAAGUUCAUGUCGGAGAAGAUGGUGCUUAGCAUGGCCGAGCAUCCAUGUCAACCUCGCGGCAAGUACACCGUUGUGAAGCCAGGGUGCAUCAUUGGAAAUGCGGAGAAUGGCAACGCCAAUGCUGAUGACUUUCUAUGGCGGUAUGUGCGGACUUGUAUCAAGCUUGGAGCUUUUCCGCGAGAGGACAUGAGCGCUUGGCUCCCAGUUGCCGAGUUGUCGACUGUGUCGCGGCAGAUCCUACGCCAGGUAGACGCGCAGGUACCCGGACCCUUCAGUGUCGUCGACGGCGGCAUAUCGAUACACUCGUUCUGGCAAGCUGUACAAGCUGGGUCUGGCAAUCCGCUCGCAGAGAUGGACGAACCGACAUGGACGCAUAUGGUACGGGCGCAGAUCGAGGAGGAUGGCGAGACUCAUCCGCUUUGGCCAGUCCAGCAGUUUCUCGGGCCACUUGGAGUGAGGAAGCUCGUCAAUGUAGACGAUGAGGAGUCGCAGGAGCGGGUCCAAAUUGCUGCUCGUCUGCAGCUAGCGAUGGCUGAGAAUGUGCGGCAUUUGCGCAGAGUUGCUCAGACAAUGAAGCGAAAUGGUGGCCCGGAAAGCAGACGGCCAGCCAGGCACAUGGCCAGCCAGUCGAACCAGCUCGAAAGAAAUCUCGGAGAAUCUGAGCAGGGUCGUGGAGGCAGUAAUGCAAUGAGUUUGGACUGAGGCUGAAGCCAGAUGGGCUAGGAAGCAGAUAGCCAGCCAGCGAAACAAGCGUGAAGGAGAUCUCGGAGAAGCCAGAAAGGACCGUGGAGGCGGGAAGAUAAUGAUAAUAGACCGAGAGCACGUUUCUUGCGGAGGCGAAAAAGGCCACAAAGCCAAUCAUAUCGGGGGGAUGUAUCGUGUAUAAUACAAUAAUAUAAUCU
Messenger RNA from Zymoseptoria tritici IPO323, 6587 nucleotides. RefSeq lists its product as uncharacterized. Gene Ontology annotation, cellular component: cytoplasm. Lineage: Eukaryota; Fungi; Ascomycota; Dothideomycetes; Mycosphaerellales; Mycosphaerellaceae. The record is from RefSeq and is a predicted model, not a curated record. The coding region runs from base 1 to 6387 and encodes 2128 amino acids. The transcript has a single exon. Gene Ontology annotation, biological process: amino acid activation for nonribosomal peptide biosynthetic process; secondary metabolite biosynthetic process. Gene Ontology annotation, molecular function: catalytic activity; phosphopantetheine binding.